AUGCUCCCGCUCCGCGCUGUAGUUGGGCGACGCUCGCCCGCUCGCCACGUGCGGCUUUUAUCCGUCGCAGGGACACCAGGCCGACCCGAAGGUGUUUCGGCAGCUGCAAGUGUAAGCUCUUCCUCUGAGUCCAAGCCGGGACUCUUUCAGUUGCCAGAUCUGCAUGCCCCAUCCGACUUCCCAAGACUCACGCGCGACGUCAAGCUGCAGUGUUAUCAGCUGCGACAGGAGUUGGCAGCGUCGUCUCCAGGACUGGCGACGCUGCGCACUCUGGACGACAUCUCCAAUGCCAUUUGUUCGGUUAUUGACGCCGCGGAGCUCUGUCGCAACGUUCAUCCCAACGAGAACUUCCGGCGAGCGGCGAGCGAGUGCUUCACGGAGCUGUCAGACUUUAUCCAGAACUUGAAUGCAGACGUGGAGCUAUACCGGGCACUUAAGACGGUGGCCGAGGACAAAAUUGGGGUGAAGAACUUUACGCCGGAGCAGAGACGGAUGGGAAUUCUGCUCCGAAACGAGUUCGAGCGCGAUGGCAUUCACUUGUCACGAUCUGACCGACAGAGGGUUAUUGCACUGCAGAACGAUAUCACACAGCUUAGUAUGCAGUUCCAGUCAACAAUGUACAGUGCCAGAGAGUACGUGGAAGUCCCAGCGAAGCUCAUUCGCGGCAUGCCACACAGCAUCACGUCUGUAUGUGAGCGCAAGUGGAUGAGUCGGGACACGUUGCGGGUCCCGACAGAUAUGCACGUCAUGAACACGAUCCUGAAGUGGGUCGGUGAUCCUGAAGUCCGACGGAAGAUGUACAUGGCCGCCAACUCGUGUGCAAAAGACAACUUGCCGACUCUAGACAAGCUACGGGCGAAGCGGCAUGAACUGGCUCAGCUUUUGGGAUUCCCUACGUACGCUCACCUUGCAACAAGUGACCGCAUGAUCGGAUCCCCGGAGGCCGUGGAAAGCUUCAUUGAGGACAUUGCCAAGCAGCUCAUGUCGAAGGCUACACUGGAGCAGAGACUUUUGUUGGAAGUGAAGCGGAAGCAUGAAGGCCGAUCUGUCGAUCACGUGUACAUGUGGGAUCUACCUUACUACAUGGGCAUGCUGAAGGCCCAGAAACAUCGCAUCGAUUCGCGCGUGAUCUCUGCGUAUUUCCCGCUUGAGAACUGUGUGAAAGGACUACAUUUGCUGUGCUCCGCUCUGUUUGGCCUGGAGCUGAAGCAGAUUCCCAUGCUCAACGCCAGUGAGCGCUGGCACGAAGACGUCGUGAAGCUUGCUCUCACCCGCAAUGACGAAACACUGGGCUACAUUUACUUCGAUCUCUAUCCGCGACCCAACAAGUACAACCACGCAGCUCACUUCACUAUCCGCUGUGGCAAACGUCUGAGUGAGACGACGUACCAGAAACCAAUGGUGGCUCUCGUCUGCAACUUUAACAAGCCUGCACCGGACAGUCCUUCGUUGCUGUCACACGCUGAAGUGGAGACGCUUUUCCACGAAUUCGGCCACGCGAUGCAUUCGCUGCUGUCUCGCACAGAGUUUCAGCAUCUCUCGGGUACUCGAGCGACUCUGGACUUCGUAGAGACCCCGUCACACUUGUUCGAGUACUUUGCGUGGGAUUAUCGCGUGGUCAGUGAGUUCGCCCACCACUACCGAACAGGAGCACCGCUGCCUGCUGCCAUGAUGCAAGGUCUACGAGCCUCCAAGACGAUGUUCGCUGCGAUGGAUACACAAACGCAGUGUCUGUACUCCAUGCUGGACCUCCAGCUAUUCGGAGAGCAGCCAUUGCCAUGCAGCCCUCCGACGACCACACAGAUGCUGCAUGAACUGCAGAACUCGAGUACUUUGGUGCCUCACGUGGAUGGAACGUACUGGCAUACACGCUUCGGACAUCUCAUCGGCUACGGUGCUGGCUAUUACAGUUAUCUGUAUGCUCGUGUGUUCGCUGCCGAUAUCUGGCAUACCAACUUUAAGGGUUCUCCAGGUCCGUUGAACCGCGAGGCAGGCGAGAAAUUGUACCAGAAGCUGAUGAUUCACGGCGGAGCUAAAGACCCGAACGGUCUCCUGGUCGAUAUGCUGGGUCGUGAGCCUUCUCCUGUGAAUUAUCUACACGAAUUGGGCGUGUAA
This is a messenger RNA of Phytophthora infestans T30-4, 2115 nucleotides long. RefSeq names its product mitochondrial intermediate peptidase, putative. Gene Ontology annotation, biological process: proteolysis; peptide metabolic process. Lineage: Eukaryota; Oomycota; Peronosporomycetes; Peronosporales; Peronosporaceae. Gene Ontology annotation, molecular function: metalloendopeptidase activity. The coding region runs from base 1 to 2115 and encodes 704 amino acids. The transcript is spliced from 5 exons. Gene Ontology annotation, cellular component: mitochondrion. The record is from RefSeq and is a predicted model, not a curated record.